ACGAACUCAACCAGCCAGGACAUUUUCAAACAAAACUUCAUUUUUUUAUUUAUUUUUUUGCUGUCAUGCGCACUUGCAACUUGGGUGUUGUUGACGUUUUCACCUCGGAGCGGGACGAUGCUUUUAUUCGGAUGAUGAUGAUGAUGCGCUGUCGUGCACAAUCCAACCAGCGCUCGUUCCAUCUCUGAGGAUCCAACCCAGCCUUUUUUUGUAUUUUUUAUUUGUUACUUUCCUUACCUUAAAACCUUGUUUUUUUUGCCCCCCCUCUUGACGAUAGCAGGCUGCUAUUAAUUUUUCAUUCGUAUGCAUCUGCACGAAGGUGGCAGCAGAGGGGAGGAGGAGGAGGAGGAGGAGCAGCAGCGUGCAAAUAAGUGAGGCGGGACGUGCGGCAUGAAUGAAUGAAUGCAUGAAUAAGACGCGCAGCCAGCAUCCGACAUAAAGCAUCACUGGACGAGAAGGAGGUUGACCAACUUCUCGGUUUAUGGCCACACCCUUCUACUGUCCAGGUUGUUGUGCACAAAGAGGAUAUACGCUGAAGAAGUCAUCACCUGUGCCUUGCUGACCACCUUCAGCAUCCAUCAUGGCCUGGAUCGCCUUGCUGUGCACUGUGGCCCUCAGUAACGUGGCCCUGUCCUCGCAAGCCCUGAGCCGCUCGAUGAUGCCCUUUGGCUUGAUGCGGCGGGAGCUGGCGUGCGAAGGCUACCCCAUCGAGCUGCGCUGCCCCGGCAGCGACGUCAUCAUGAUCGAGACGGCCAACUACGGACGCACCGACGACAAGAUCUGCGACGCCGACCCCUUCCAGAUGGAGAACGUGCAGUGCUACCUUCCUGAUGCCGUCAAGAUCAUGUCUCAGAGGUGUAACAACCGCACCCAGUGUGUGGUGGUGGCGGGCUCCGACGUCUUCCCAGACCCAUGCCCUGGAACUUACAAGUACUUGGAGAUCCAGUAUGAGUGUGUUCCUUACAUCUUUGUGUGUCCGGGGACGCUGCUUCGAGUGCAGGCGCCCAGCUCUUUGCAGGAGGCGGAGCACCAGGCGGGGGCAUGGUGCAAGGACCCGCUUCAGUCCGGGGACCGCUUCUACGUCAUGCCCUGGACCCCCUACCGCACCGACAUGCUGUUUGAGUACGCCUCCUGGGAGGACUUCAAACAGAGCCGAGUCACCACCACCUACAAGUUGCCAAACCGAGUGGACGGCACGGGCUUCGUGGUGUACGACGGCGCCGUGUUCUACAACAAGGAGCGCACGCGCAACAUCGUCAAGUACGACCUGCGCACGCGCAUCAAGAGCGGCGAGGCCAUCGUCACCAACGCCAACUACCACGACACCUCGCCGUAUCGCUGGGGCGGCAAGUCCGACAUCGACCUGGCGGUGGACGAGAACGGCCUGUGGGUGAUCUACGCCACCGAGUCCAACAACGGGCGGCUGGUGGUCAGCCAGGUGAAUCCGUACACGCUGCGCUUCGAGGGCACCUGGGAGACGAGCUUCGACAAGCGGCUGGCGUCCAACGCCUUCAUGGCGUGCGGCGUGCUCUACGCCGUGCGCUCGGUCUACCAGGACGACGACAGCGAGGCGGGCGGAGACCUGCUGAUGUACGCCUACAACACCAACCACGGCCGCGAGGAGGCCGUCAACAUCGCCUUCCCCAACCCGUACCAGUACAUCUCCUCGGUGGACUACAACCCCCGGGACAACCAGCUCUACGUGUGGAACAACUACAACGUGCUGCGCUACCCGCUGGAGUUCGGACCGCCGGACCUCACCACGGGUCCUCUGACCACCACACAAGUGACCACCACUCUCCCGGCUCGGCCCUUUACCACCAGCACCAGCCCCUCCACAACUCGCCCCGUGGCCCCCACGCUGCGCCCGGUCAGCUCUGUCAACAACAACAACCACCGCCACCAGCACCCCAGCCCGGACCUUCGAGCCAUCACGGCCACCGUGCCCAUCACCCGCUGGACCCCCCAGUCCUCGCAGGGCCCCCACGCCUGCGAAACCAAGCUGGUGCGCGGCGUCCAGUGGCCCACCACCCUGAGAGGGGAGACGGUGGACCGGCCGUGUCCCAAAGGAUCUCUCGGCAUCGCUUCCUUCCAGUGUUUGGCCGAGAAGGUGGCGUGGAACCCGCGUGGUCCUGACCUCAGCAACUGCACUUCCCCGUGGGUCAACCAGGUGGCCCAGAAGAUAAAGAGCGGGGAAAACGCCGCCAACAUCGCCAUGGAGCUGGCCAACCACACGCGAGGGCGGGUCCAGGCGGGGGACAUCAGCUCGUCGGUGCGACUGAUCGAGCAGCUGCUGGACAUCCUGGACGCUCAGCUGCAGUCCCUCAGGCCCGGCAACAAGGAGUCGGCGACACGCAACUACAACAAGUUCCAGAAGCGAGAGCGCACCUGUCGGGCCUACAUCCAGGCAGUGGUGCAGACGGUGGACAACCUCCUCCGGCCCGAGGCGCUGGACUCCUGGCAGGACAUGAACAGCACGGAGCAGGCGCACACCGCCACCAUGCUGGUGGACAUCCUGGAGAAAGGCGCCUUCCUGCUGGCCAACAACAUGUAUGGCAGCCGCUUCUCCGACCGAGCGCCCAACAUCGACCUGGAGGUGCACGUCCUGAACACGGAGAUGGACCUGCAGAGUUUGUCCUUCCCGCUCAGCGACGGCAACGACAGCACCAUCCAUCUGUCGGCGUCCACCAUCAAGCAGUACAGUCGUAACGGGCAAGUCAAGGUGGUCUUCAUCCUGUACAAGCACCUGGGCGCCUUCCUGUCCACCGAGAACGCCACCGUGAAGAUGGACGCCCACUCUGGCCACGCUCGGCGGCGCCUGGCCGUCAACUCUCACGUCAUCUCCGCCUCCAUCAACAAAGAGUCCAGCCGGGUGUUCCUCACCGAGCCGGUGGUCUUCACGCUCAGACAUCUCCAGUUGGAGAACUACUUCAGCCCAAACUGCUCCUUCUGGAACUACUCUGAGCGCACAAUGACUGGCCAGUGGUCCACGCAGGGCUGCAGGCUGCUGGACACCAACAACACCCACACCACCUGCUCCUGCAGCCACCUCACCAACUUUGCCCUGCUCAUGACUCACCAUGACAGCGACUUCCAGGGUCAGAUGCAGGAGCUGAUCCUGCUGGUCAUCACCUGGGUGGGCAUCGUCAUCUCGCUGGUGUGUCUCGCCAUCUGCAUCUCCACCUUCUGCUUCCUGCGCGGCCUGCAGACCGACCGCAACACCAUCCACAAGAACCUCUACGUCAACCUCUUCAUCGCCGAGCUGCUCUUCCUGGUCGGCAUCGACAAGACCGACUACCUUAUCGCCUGUCCCAUCUUCGCCGGACUCCUGCACUUCUUCUUCCUGGCUGCCUUCUCCUGGAUGUGCCUGGAGGCCGUGCAGCUCUACCUCAUGCUGGUGGAGGUGUUCGAGAGCGAGUACUCCCGCAAGAAGUACUACUACCUGUGCGGCUACUGCUUCCCCGCGCUGGUGGUGGGCAUCUCUGCGGCCGUCGACUACAGGAGCUACGGCACCAAGAAAGCAUGCUGGCUGCGAGUGGAUAACUACUUCAUCUGGAGCUUCAUUGGGCCCGUUUCAUUCGUUAUUACGCUCAACCUCCUCCUGCUGAUCAUCACGUUACACAAGAUGAUUCGAAACUCGUCGGCGCUCAAGCCUGACUCCAGCCGCCUGGAUAACAUCAAGUCUUGGGUCUUAGGGGCCAUCACCCUGCUGUUCCUCUUGGGGCUGACGUGGGCCUUCGGCCUCAUGUUUAUCAACCAGAACUCUCUCAUCAUGGCUUACCUCUUCACCACCUUCAACGCCUUCCAGGGCAUGUUCAUCUUCAUCUUCCACUGCGCUCUGCAGAAGAAGGUCCACAAAGAGUACAGCAAAUGCCUGCGUCACUCGUACUGCUGCAGCCGCGCGUCCACCGCCAGCGCCCACGGCUCCAUGAAGAACUCGGGCCUGCGCGCUAACAACCGCUACUACAGCGGCACUCAAGCGCGCCAUGCGGCGGUCCACAGACAGAGUCGUAUCCGCAGGAUGUGGAAUGACACCGUUCGGAAGCAGACGGAAUCUUCUUUCAUGGCGGGGGACAUCAACAGCACGCCCACGCUCAACAGAGCAGCCAUGGGGAACCACCUUCUGGCAAACCCCGUGUUGCAGACUCGUAGCGGAACAUCUCCUUACAACACCUUACUGGCUGACAGCUUCACCCCGUCCUCACCCUCACCUGGUGUCUUCAACUCUACCGGAACUUUCCGAGACCCGAAAAGCACGUCCAAGAACCGCGACCCGUGCGGGAUGGAGACCCUGCCUCUGAACGGCAACUUCAACAACAGCUACUCCCUGCACACUGCUCCUGGGGGCGGGGGCAGCUGUGACUUCCUAAGCGGCGGGGCCCGGGAGAGCCCCCCGCCUCUUCUCAACCCCCGCGGCUCAGAGACCCUGGGCGGUGGCGGCGGCGGCGGAGGUGUCCGGCGCAAUCUCUCCGAUGCCGCCGCCUUCGAGAAGAUGAUCAUCUCCGAGCUCGUGCACAACAACCUGAGAGGAGGGAACGCGGGAGGGGACGGGAGCCUGGCCCGGGGGCAUCGGGGAGGAGCCACGGGGGCCGGGCCGGAGACGGGCGCAGACCAAGAUGAGGACUUUGGUCGUCAGCGCACCCCGCAGGAUGUGGAGCUGCUUUACAAAGCUCUGGAGGAGCCGCUGCUGUUGCAACGCGCCCAAUCGGUCCUCUACCAGAGCGACCCGGAGGAGUCGGAGAGCUACACGACCAACCUCACUGAGAGUCUCGGCCCCAGCGGGCAGGGCGGCACCAGGGCGCCCGAUUCGCCGGCUCGUGACUCCUUAUACACGAGCAUCACCAACCUGCGAGACUCUCCCUACCCGGACAGCAGUCCCGAGCCGCUGGAGGUGGUGCCGCGAUCGGCCCAGCCCCCCGAGGAACUGUACUACAGUUCUGGGAGGCCCGCCUGGGGCUCCCGAGGGGCCCCCAUGCAGACCUUCUACCAGGCCCCGCUGCGGCAACCGAGCGGGGACCAGCAGGUUCAGGAGCCAACCCACAACGAGGGGGACGGACAGAUGCAGCUGGUCACCAGCCUGUGACCACCGGCCCAGAGAAGACACCGAAGGUCCUGGCGUCUCUUCGCCUCCCGCUCGUUUGGUUGCCUUUUCUUCUCUUGAGCAAACAUUCACCCCCAGGGGGGAGUCACCACUCACUUAGCUGAAGAAGCCUUUGACUAUUUAAGGAGCGUUGAUCCGAGUCCUUCCCGGUUCCUUUGGUACCUUAAGGCCAAGUCCAGCACUCUGAAUGUACCGACCCCCACCCUUCUUUACCUUUCGGAACUUUGUUACGACAACCAAUAUCAUUUUGUAUUUGCUCCUUUGCCCUUUGGUACCAAUCGUCCUUUGAUAGCUAGCCGCCGUGGCGACGCGUGGAGUCGUGUAGGUUGCUGUUAGAAGUUCAAAAUGUCUCUUCAUUGUUGCCAAAAAAACUUCUUUUAUUGAGCCAGAACACGGACACAGACUUUUUUCCAGAAGUGCUCGUUAUUGAACAGUUUCACCUGGAAGACAAUUCCGUGGAGUUGCCUUUGUUUCCUUUUUGGGGGGAUGCCAGCCACCCCCCAGAACUUUUCCCCCGCUCCGCCUGUUUGCUAAAAAGUGACAUGACUGCCUUGCUAUGGUUUUUGCUGAGGGUGUUGCAUCCCGGGUGGAGGUCCUCCUGUGUCUGCUGUUAGAACAUAGCCAGCUGAAGUGGACUUGUUUCCUGUGUGUGGUUGUGACCCACGGCACUAUAACGCGUGUACAUAAGAACCACUUUAUUCCUAACUACCGUGUAAAUAAAUAGGGGACGCCGGUUGUUCAAAAGCGCUACGACGGAUGACUUCUUGUUCUUGCAACGAAACGGUAAAAUAAAAAUGUUUCUUUUUGGAAGGGAGUUCAAACGAAACGCUCCGUCUUUGUCUUCCGAGGCGCUCAGUCGGUGACUCGUGCUUCAUGUCAGCGCCGUCACAUUAUUAUUGCUCUCUUCUGUGCCUUUUUCCACACAGCCAGCCGGCAAAGCGAAGGAUGACGCUGCAGCUCCAAGACAGCAGG
Nerophis lumbriciformis (worm pipefish) is the source of this 6073-nucleotide messenger RNA. It is a transcript of the gene adgrl1a, whose product is annotated as adhesion G protein-coupled receptor L1a. NCBI's taxonomy places the organism in Eukaryota, Metazoa, Chordata, Actinopteri, Syngnathiformes, Syngnathidae. Gene Ontology annotation, molecular function: carbohydrate binding; G protein-coupled receptor activity; latrotoxin receptor activity. Gene Ontology annotation, biological process: heterophilic cell-cell adhesion; cell surface receptor signaling pathway; adenylate cyclase-activating G protein-coupled receptor signaling pathway. The record is from RefSeq and is a predicted model, not a curated record. Gene Ontology annotation, cellular component: plasma membrane; axon; presynaptic membrane.